CCCCGCCCCCUCCCUCUCUCCGCGCCGCCGCCGCGCGCUCGGGAGCUCAGGUAGCGGGCGCGCGGGUGACUCCUCGGGGGCGCGCGGCCGGACUGCCGUCCUCCCCCGCGCAACUCCCGCACCCGUCCGCUCCCGGAGCCUGGGGAGGGAGAGCGCGGGCGGGGGGAGCUGGAGCCGGGCGCCGCCGCCGCCGCCGCCGCCGCCGCCGCCGCCGCCGGCCGCCGCCGCCGCCGCCGCCGCCGCCGCCGCGGCUUCCGUCUCGCUCGCUCGCGCAGCGGCGAGCAGAGGUCGCGCACAGAUGCGGGUUAGACUGGCGGGGGGAGGAGGCGGAGGAGGGAAGGAAGCUGCAUGCAUGAGACCCACAGACUCUUGCAAGCCGGAUGCCCUCUGUGGAUGAAAGAUGUAUCAUGGAAUGAACCCGAGCAAUGGAGAUGGAUUUCUAGAGCAGCAGCAGCCUCAGUCCCCCCAGAGACUCUUGGCGGUGAUCCUGUGGUUUCAGCUGGCGCUGUGCUUCGGCCCUGCACAGCUCACGGGCGGGUUCGAUGACCUUCAGGUGUGUGCUGACCCAGGCGUCCCUGAGAAUGGCUUCAGGACGCCCAGCGGAGGGGUUUUCUUUGAAAGCUCCGUCACCCGAUUUCACUGCCAAGACGGAUUCAAGCUGAAGGGCUCUACAAAGAGACUGUGUAUGAAACAUCUGAACGGAACCCUAGGCUGGAUCCCAAGUGAUAAACCCGUCUGUGUGCAGGAAGAUUGCCGCAUCCCGCAAAUUGAAGAUGCCGAGAUUCAUAACAAGACAUACAGACAUGGAGAUAAAUUAAUCAUCACUUGUCACGAAGGAUUCAAGAUCCGGUACCCUGACCGGUACAACAUGGCUUCAUUAUGUCGUGAUGACGGAACGUGGGACCAUCUGCCCAUCUGUCAAGGCUGCCUGAGACCGCUCGCCUCUUCUAAUGGCUAUGUGAACAUCUCCGAGUUCCAGACCUCCUUCCCAGUGGGAACUGUGAUCUCCUAUCACUGCUUUCCUGGAUUCAAACUCGAGGGGUCGGAGUAUCUCGAGUGCUUACACAACCUUAUCUGGUCGUCAAGCCCACCCCGGUGCCUUGCUCUGGAAGCCCAAGUCUGUCCGCUACCUCCCAUGGUGAGUCAUGGAGAUUUCAUCUGCCACCCGCGGCCAUGUGAGCGCUACAAUCACGGAACCGUGGUGGAGUUUUACUGCGAUCCCGGCUACAGCCUCACCAGUGAUUACAAAUACAUCACCUGCCAGUACGGGGAGUGGUUUCCUUCCUAUCAAGUCUACUGCAUCAAGUCAGAGCAAACGUGGCCCAGCACCCACGAGACCCUCCUGACCACGUGGAAGAUCGUGGCGUUCACGGCGACCAGCGUGCUGCUACUGCUGUUGCUUGUCAUCCUGGCCAGGAUGUUCCAGACCAAGUUCAAGGCCCACUUUCCCCCCAGAGAUCCCUCUAAUGGAAGAAGAUCCAUAACUGGAAAAAGUCCCGAUGAUUCUGCUGCCCCUUUGGGGAUGGGCACCUUGUACUUUGGAGUGAGGCCUCUGGAGGACAGAGCUUGGGGGGGAUGGAGGAAGUUUUCUAAUUUAUCAACAUGGGGACAGUGACACAUCGGACAUCUCAGACUCAACAGUUGAGGCUGACACAAAGGGCAGUGGCAGUGCUUUUAAAUGCAACUUGAGGAUUUGCCGAGACCAGUGAGGAACCAAAAGGAUGGGGGGAGACCCUGUGUGGUCCUGGAUGAAGGUGUUAAGUGCAUCUUGUGCUGUGGAACAUGGGACGGACGGUUCCAUGCAUAUCCCACCAAAUCCCACAUCCCGCUGACUUAUGAGUACUACCCGCCUCCUCUGAAAGCACGCCACAUUAUGUAAACCGCUUCUAAAAUCUGCUUCAAACUGUCUCUGGACGCCAAAUUAGGAUGGAUCAGCCUCUGCAGGAAGUCUGUGUUGAGCUGCUGGAAGAGCAGCAGAGCGUCCCCUGCAGGCUCCCCAAGGAAGAUUCUGGGUUGUCCUUUGGACAGUCUUCCUCGGGCUGGACAGCUCUGCUCAAGGCAAGACUAAAGCGGGAUGUGGCGGUUCCACUGAGAAAGGAAAAGAAAGACUCAGACAGACUCGGCUUUCUGGAAGUUUCUUCAAAAAGUAGGGCUCCUGUCCUCCGUGCUGUCCUUUGGUGAAAUAUCAUCAGUAUUUGUAUUCAUGGUCUAGCACAUGGAUCCAUGGCAUUGGCUAAAUCUUGUGACUUUACACAUGGUCAGAGUGUGUUCAAAUAGCAUCUCAUGGUGCAGAAGUAACCAAGGUAAUGUUUUGUUUCGGCAUUUUUUUUUUUUUUUUGCGUACGCGGGCCUCUCAACUGUUGUGGCCUCUCCCGUUGCGGAGCACAGGCUC
Delphinapterus leucas (beluga whale) is the source of this 2392-nucleotide messenger RNA. The record is from RefSeq and is a predicted model, not a curated record. NCBI's taxonomy places the organism in Eukaryota, Metazoa, Chordata, Mammalia, Artiodactyla, Monodontidae.